UUAAAAAUGGCUAAAAGAGAGAAGAACUCAGGGCAUGCAGUGUUUUACAAGACAAUUACAGAUGCAACAGAAAUCAGGUCUGGAUAUUUGUAUAAAUCUCCACCGAAAAGGCUGCUUAAGUCAGAGUGGAGGAAGCGUUACUUUGUGCUUUUCAAAACCGGUGAGGACGACUACCAGCUCAGGUACUUCAGGAGUGCAAAGGAAAAGGGCACCUCGCUGGGAGGCAUAGACCUGACACAAAUCUCACUCUUAUAUGGAAACCCUCAACAUCACCAGAAAUGGCAGUGGGUCCAGAAGAACUUCAAAUGCUCCCCCUCAUGUGUGCUCUACAUCAGAGCAGGAAACAGGGACUACUUCCUUGUUGGGGAAACCAGCACUGAGGUGGACAACUGGUUCAGUGACCUGUUUGAAGCCCUGAAAAAUCGUCCUCAUAAAUUUCUCAGUUUAGAGGAAAUCAGUGAUGUGCAGCCAACAGUUGAUAUAAUUUCAAACCCUCUUCUUCUUCAGAGAAGGAAUUCUGCCACAGAGGUCCAGAAGGCACCCUUCAUUGUAAAGAGAGAAGACGAUCAAAACAAUGGCUUCAAAAUCCUUUUGCCACUUCCAUUGCUGAAGAUGAGGUCCAUAUCUGACCCUCCCUCCAAUGCUGUGGAUAGGAACACUGAAGAACUGAAGGAAGAUAUUUCCAGAAGACCUUCCUCAGAGCCUGUAGAUUCAACCUAUGACUAUCCCAGGUCGUCCCAAAAGCCAAAGUUUGGGGGAAACGAUGUUGCUUGUGCAGCCAGCAUGGAGUCAUUGUAUGAAUCAAUGACACUGAAGACCACUGAAGAAACAUAUCUGGCAGAUGAUCAUAAAGUCGAAGUGAUCAACAGCACCUUGCUGAAGUCCAUCACUGAGAUCUAUGCUAAAUUCACACAGAGUUCACCUCUUGCAAUAUCAGAAGAGGCACCCGCUGAAUACGGAGAAGACAAACGUCAGUCUUCAGAUUUCAGCAGCAGCUCCAGUGGCACCGUUUCUCCUGUUGAUGUGUUGGAGACUAAUGAGCUGGAAAAGCAAGACUUCUCUGAGAGCCUUGACCGUCACAUCCCAGAGCAGAGAGUGUUUAUGGUGAAGCAGUCAGAUUUGAAAAAACACCUCACGCUCACAGAGGUCGAUGGGAAGCCAAGUGUGUCUGGCUGGACUGGACAGCCGCAGUCCGUGUGCCUCUUCCACAAGGAAGACCAAGUCUUGGCAAUAAACGACCUUCACACCAGCAGCAUGGAGGAGUUUGACAUGUUUGUCAGCAAGUCCCUGAAGAACGAGGUGAAAGUUACCAUCCUGCGCCAGCGUGGACGUCAGCCUCUGCAUUUGCCUAACUGUCCCUGCAGCGACUGAAGCACUGACUUGAAUAUGUUUCUCUGUGACGAGGUCCACACCUUGUACUGAUCACCGUGGACAACUAUCGUCUUCAAGGAGUUACAAUUAAAGAUAUCACAUGUUGAAUGUAAACAUAUCGACAUGUUUUAUGUUUACCAUAAAAUUUCCUUGCCUUUCAUACAGAAAUGUACUUCCUGAUACCAUCUGAAUGGUGCCUUGUUUUACUGACAGUUUCUUUAUGCAAACCGUAUUUUUCUGUGACUCCACUCAAUUCAAAUUCAGUUUUAUUUCUAUAGCGCCAAUUCCCAACACAUGUCAUCUUAAGGCACUAUACAAAGUCAAUUCAAUCAAGUCAUACAGAUUUCAGAUCGGGUA
Messenger RNA from Girardinichthys multiradiatus, 1728 nucleotides. Its product is annotated as pleckstrin homology domain-containing family S member 1-like. The transcript has 17 exons. The coding region runs from base 7 to 1371 and encodes 454 amino acids. The record is from RefSeq and is a predicted model, not a curated record. Lineage: Eukaryota; Metazoa; Chordata; Actinopteri; Cyprinodontiformes; Goodeidae.